Protobothrops mucrosquamatus (brown spotted pit viper) is the source of this 7934-nucleotide messenger RNA. Its product is annotated as dynein heavy chain 7, axonemal. The transcript is spliced from 29 exons. The coding region runs from base 16 to 6033 and encodes 2005 amino acids. Gene Ontology annotation, molecular function: dynein intermediate chain binding; dynein light intermediate chain binding; calcium ion binding. The record is from RefSeq and is a predicted model, not a curated record. Gene Ontology annotation, cellular component: dynein complex. Gene Ontology annotation, biological process: microtubule-based movement. NCBI's taxonomy places the organism in Eukaryota, Metazoa, Chordata, Lepidosauria, Squamata, Viperidae.
ACUCAGAACAUCAUUAUGUCUAAGCUUGAUAAAAGGAGAAAAGGAGUCUUUGGUCCUCCUCUAGGAAAGAAAAUGGUGGUAUUUGUUGAUGAUGUCAAUAUGCCAGCAAGAGAAGUCUAUGGGGCUCAACCUCCAGUGGAGUUACUUCGUCAGUGGUUGGAUCACUGGAACUGGUAUGACCUGAAAGACUGUACUAUGAUUAGACUUGUGGACAUCCAGAUCAUUUGUGCAAUGGGGCCAGCAGGUGGAGGUCGAAAUCCGAUCACUCCUCGAUAUCUGCGACACUUCAACACAAUUACCAUUAAUGAAUUUGAUGAUAUUUCGAUGUAUACAAUUUUCUCCCGAAUUAUAGAUUGGCAUCUUACUAUAUGUUACAACUUCCCUUCGGAAUAUGUUCAACUGACUACACAAAUUAUUAAUAGCACAAUGACUGUAUACAAAGAAGCUAUGGAGAACCUCCUCCCUACACCCACCAAAUCACACUAUUUGUUCAAUUUGAGAGAUUUCUCUCGGGUCAUUCAAGGAGUUUGUCUGUCACGACCUGAAACAACCAUUUCCUCAGGAACCAUAAAACGCCUUUGGGUUCAUGAGGUCCUUAGAGUAUAUUAUGACCGCUUGGUAGAUAAAGCAGAUCGAUCAUGGCUGGUUAAAUGUAUCCGUGAAGUAGUAACAAAGCACCUGGAAGAAGAUUUUGAUGAACUUUUCCAAAAUCUGGAUUUCAAUUUUGACGGUAGGGUAGAAGAGGAUGAUUUGCGAAGCUUGAUGUUCUGUGACUUUCAUGAUCCUAGAAGGGAGGAUACAAAUUAUAGGGAAGUCUUGGAUGUGGAUGAACUGAGAGUUGUUGUCGAGGGCCAUCUAGAAGAAUACAAUAAUAUGAGCAAAAAGCCAAUGCAGCUGGUUUUAUUUCGAUUCGCUAUAGAACAUGUUUGUAGAAUUUCACGCAUUUUGAAACAACCUCGUAGCCAUGCCCUUCUGGUUGGUGUUGGUGGAAGCGGUCGACAGUCCUUGACACGUUUAGCAGCGUAUAUGUCUGACUACACGCCAUUCCAGGUUGAAAUCUCAAAGAGUUAUGGGACCAAUGAAUGGCAUGAGGACCUAAAAGCCAUUCUGAGGAGAUCUACUGAAGGUGAGGUGCAAGGAGUUUUCUUAUUCACUGACACCCAGAUAAAAAGGGAGUCAUUUUUAGAAGACAUAAACAACUUGUUAAAUGCUGGAGAAGUGCCAAACCUGUUUGCGGUUGACGAGAAACAAGAAAUCUGUGAAAAGAUGCGCUCCAUUGAUCGACAGCGGGAUAGAUCCAAGCAGACUGACGGUAGCCCCAUUGCUCUUUUCAACAUGUUCAUUGAUCGUUGCCGGGAUCAGCUCCAUGUCGUCUUGGCUAUGAGUCCCAUUGGAGAUGCCUUCCGAAAUCGUCUCCGGAAGUUUCCAGCUCUUGUUAAUUGUUGCACUAUUGAUUGGUUUGAGUCAUGGCCUACAGAUGCUUUGCAGGCAGUUGCCUCUCGCUCCCUGGGCGAUAUUGAAAUGUCUGAAGAAACCAGAGCUGGCUGCAUUGAUAUGUGUAAAAAGUUUCAUACCUCAACCAUUAAUUUGUCCGAAUUGUUCUAUAAUGAGCUCCAGCGACAUAAUUAUGUAACUCCAACUUCAUAUCUGGAAUUAAUUUCCACUUUCCAAUCCCUGCUGGAAAAAAAGAGAGCUGAGGUGAUGAAGCUGAAAAAGAGAUAUGAAGUGGGCUUGGAGAAACUGGACUCAGCUGCUGCCCAGGUGGCCACCAUGCAGGUGGAACUGGAAGCCCUGCAGCCCCAGCUACGGGUAGCGAGCAAGCAAGUGGAUGACAUGAUGGUGGUGAUUGAGAAAGAAUCUUUGGAAGUUGCAAAGACGGAGAAGAUUGUGAAGGCCGAUGAAGAGGUAGCCAAUGAACAAGCCAUGGCUGCCAAAGCCAUCAAAGAUGAAUGUGAUGCAGAUCUGGCGGAAGCGUUGCCAAUCCUGGAAAGUGCAUUGGCUGCUCUGGACACUCUGACUGCACAGGAUAUCACAGUUGUCAAGUCCAUGAAGAGCCCCCCUGCUGGUGUGAAACUUGUUAUGGAAACCAUUUGCAUCCUGAAAGGGAUUAAAGCAGAUAAAAUUCCCGAUCCAACAGGCACCGGAAAAAAGAUGGAAGAUUUCUGGGGCCCUGCUAAGAAACUCCUUGGGGACAUGAAAUUUCUGCAAUCGCUUCAUGAGUAUGAUAAGGACAACAUACCUCCGGCUUACAUGAAUAUCAUUAGAAAACAGUACAUCACCAAUCCAGAGUUUGUUCCUGAAAAAAUUCGGAAUGCUUCCACAGCUGCAGAAGGGCUGUGCAAAUGGGUCAUAGCCAUGGACUCCUAUGAUAAAGUGGCAAAAGUUGUUGCCCCCAAAAAGAUAAAACUCAAUGCAGCUGAAGGGGAACUGAAAAUUGCUAUGGACGGUUUGAGAAAAAAGCAAGCAGCCCUGAAGGAAGUUCAAUACAAGUUAGCACAACUACAGAAAACUCUGGAACAAAAAAAGCAGGAAAAAGCUGACUUAGAAAACCAGGUUGACCUGUGUAGCAAAAAGCUAGACCGAGCAGAAAAAUUACUCGGUGGCCUUGGGGGUGAGAAAACCCGUUGGAGCCAGGCAGCUUUGCAACUAGGAAAACAAUAUGUCAAUUUGACAGGCGAUAUCCUCAUCUCAUCUGGCAUUGUAGCUUACUUGGGAGCCUUCACAUCACACUACCGACAAAAUCAAGCCCGGGACUGGAUAUUGACAUGCAAAGCCAGAGGCAUUCCCUGCUCGGAUGAUUUUUCUCUAACUACAACUUUAGGAGAAGCAGUGAAAAUUAGAGCUUGGAACAUAGCUGGGCUGCCUUCCGAUUUAUUUUCCAUUGAUAAUGGUAUUAUUAUCUCAAAUGCAAGAAGAUGGCCACUUAUGAUUGACCCUCAGGGUCAAGCAAACAAAUGGGUGAAAAAUAUGGAAAAAACCAACAGCUUGCAUGUCAUAAAGCUCAGUGACAGUGAAUUUGUACGAACACUAGAAAACUGUGUUCAGUUUGGUACACCUGUGCUGCUAGAAAAUGUCGCCGAAGAGUUGGACCCCAUUCUGGAGCCUCUUCUGCUUAAGCAGACUUUCAAGCAGGCUGGCAGCAUCUGCAUCCGCCUUGGGGAUUCGACCAUUGAAUACGCUCCAGACUUUCGCUUUUACAUUACAACCAAGCUGCGAAACCCCCACUACCUCCCAGAAACUUCGGUCAAAGUAACUUUGUUAAAUUUCAUGAUAACCUCAGAGGGGAUGCAAGAUCAGCUGCUUGGAAUAGUUGUUGCAAGAGAGAGGCCAGAUCUGGAAGAAGAAAAGCAAGCCCUGAUCUUACAAGGAGCUGAAAAUAAAAAACAGCUACAGGAAAUAGAGGACAAAAUUUUAGAAGUUCUGUCAUCAUCUGAAGGAAAUAUUUUGGAAGACGAGACUGCUAUCAAGAUAUUAUCCUCUUCUAAAGCUUUGGCUAAUGAAAUUUCAGAAAAGCAAGCUGUAGCAGAAGAAACGGAAAGGAAAAUAGAUGCUACCCGGAUGGGCUACCGCCCCAUUGCAGUUCAUUCAUCAAUCCUCUUUUUUUCAAUUGCCGAUCUGGCCAAUAUUGAGCCCAUGUACCAGUAUUCCUUAACCUGGUUCAUCAACCUCUUCAUCAUGUCUAUAGACAACUCAGAAAAGUCAGAUAUUUUGCAAGAAAGACUGAGGCUUCUCAAAGAUCACUUUACUUACUCCCUCUAUGUCAACAUCUGCCGCUCGCUCUUUGAAAAAGACAAGCUGCUCUUCUCCUUCGGCCUGAAUGUAAAUCUUCUGAAGCAUGAUAAAUUGAUUAAUGAGGAUGAGUGGAAGUUCCUGUUAACAGGAGGGAUAGGCCUGGACAAUCCCUACUCUAAUCCCUGCCCCUGGCUUCCCCAGAAGUCAUGGGAUGAAAUCUGCCGCCUGGAUGAUUUGCCAACCUUCAGAAGUAUUCGAAAGGAAUUUAUACGCUUGAAGGAAGGAUGGAAAACUGUAUACGAUAGUUUGAAUCCUCACCAUGAGGCAUUUCCUGAGGAGUGGCAAAAUAAACUAGAAGGGUUCCAGAGGAUGCUGAUCAUUCGUUGUCUGAGAUCUGACAAAAUUAUUCCCAUGGUGCAAGAAUUUAUCAUUAACAACUUGGGCCGUCUGUUUAUUGAGCCUCCUCCUUUUGACUUAAACAAAGCAUUUGGUGAUAGCCACUGCUGUGCUCCACUAAUUUUUGUGCUGUCUCCGGGUGCAGAUCCCAUGGCGGCUCUUCUUAAAUUUGCUGACGACCAGGGCUUUGGUGCAUCAAAACUCACCUCUCUGUCCCUGGGCCAAGGCCAAGGCCCCAUUGCUAUGCGCAUGAUUGAGAAGGCAGUAAAAGAAGGCAGCUGGGUAGUUCUGCAGAACUGCCAUCUUGCAACCUCAUGGAUGCCCACACUGGAGAAAGUCUGUGAGGAACUGAAUCCAGACACAACGCAUCCAGAUUUCCGUAUGUGGCUCACAAGCUACCCAUCUCCCAACUUCCCUGUUUCUGUGCUCCAGAAUGGAGUGAAGAUGACCAACGAGGCUCCUAAAGGCCUACGGGCAAACGUGAUCAGGUCAUAUCUGAUGGACCCCAUCUCAGAUGUGGAGUUUUUUAACAGCUGCAAAAAGCCUGCUGAAUUCAAGAAGCUCCUGUACGGCCUCUGUUUCUUUCACGCCCUGGUCCAAGAGAGACGAAAAUUUGGGCCGUUGGGCUGGAAUAUUCCCUAUGAGUUUAAUGAAACUGACCUGCGGAUCAGCGUGCAGCAGCUGAAUAUGUUCAUAAAUCAGUAUGAGGACUUGCCAUUUGAUGCUGUCCGCUACAUGACGGGCGAAUGUAAUUAUGGAGGCAGAGUUACCGAUGACUGGGAUCGGCGCACAUUGCGCAGCAUUCUAAACAAAUUCUAUAAUCCAAUUAUUGUGAUGGAUCCCAACUACAAAUUUGAUACCAGUGGCAUUUACUAUGCUCCUCCUGAAGGAGAAUAUCAAAGUUACAUUGAAUACACUAAGACUCUUCCUCUGAAUCCUGCCCCAGAGAUCUUUGGGAUGAACUCCAAUGCCGAUAUCACCAAGGAUCAAGCUGAAACACAGUUGCUCUUUGAUAAUAUUCUUCUCACACAGUCUCGUGCAACAGGUGCUGGCGCCAAGUCCUCUGAUGAAAUUGUUCGCGAGGUGGCAAGUGACAUCCAAAGUAAACUUCCCUCUGACUUUAACAUUGAAAUAGCAAUGAGGAGAUACCCAACAACCUACACCCAGAGCAUGAACACUGUGCUGGUCCAAGAGAUGGGCCGAUUUAACAAAUUAUUGCAAACUAUACGAGAUUCCUGCAUCAACAUUCAGAAAGCAAUCAAGGGUCUAGUGGUGAUGUCUGCAGAUCUGGAAGAAGUAGUAAAUAGUAUUUUGAAAGGAAAAAUUCCAGGCAUGUGGAUGAGUAAGUCUUAUCCAAGCCUCAAACCUCUUGGUAGCUACGUAAAUGAUUUUCUUGCCAGAUUGAAGUUCCUACAGACAUGGUUUGAAAAUGGAACUCCCCCAAUGUUCUGGCUUUCUGGAUUUUUCUUCACACAAGCCUUCUUAACUGGUGCCCAACAGAAUUUUGCCCGGAAAUACACCAUCCCAAUUGAUCUGCUGGGGUUUGAUUAUGAAGUUCUGGAAGACAAGGAAUACAAACACGGCCCCGAAGAUGGAGUCUACGUUCAUGGAUUAUUCUUAGAUGGAGCUCGUUGGAACAGGAAGACGAAGAAAUUAGGGGAAUCUUACCCCAAAAUCCUUUAUGAUAAUAUGCCAGUGAUGUGGCUCAAGCCUUGCCGAAGGUCAGACAUUCCCAGCAGACCCAGUUAUUUGGCUCCGGUGUACAAGACAAGCGAAAGACGAGGAACUUUGUCCACUACGGGCCACUCUACCAAUUUUGUGAUUGCAAUGAUUUUGCCUUCGGACAGGCCGGAGGAACACUGGAUUGGACGAGGCGUGGCCCUGUUAUGCCAGCUCAACUCCUAACCGAAGGCAGGCCGCCGGGAAAGAGGGCCUAAUGGGUCACCCUGCCCCAUUCAGUAGCUUUUUCAUCCCUUUUUUUUCUAAAGAAAUUCAAAUGUUUCAAAAAUUUUAAAUACACUUUAUUUGCAUCUUUUAAGUUGUAAAAAAAAAUAGAAUAAGUUGAAUGAAAUAAUAAUAAAAAGUUCUUGGGGGUAAAAAGCAAGUCUGCAUAAUUGUUUAUUCAAUAAUUUUAUUUUCUUAUGUUCCUUGUGAAUAAGGAACAGACAUUAACACAACACUGUUGACAAUGGACAAAAACAGCAUUUCAUCAUUUCCAUCCAUAUAUAUAUAUAUAUAUAUAUAUAUAUAUAUAUGGAUUUUGUUGUAACAAAUUAAAACACCACACCACCCCCUUCCAAAAGCUGUAUCUCAAAUAUAUUUCAGGACCAUAAUCACAUUGUUUCAACCGUUAAGGAAAGAAGUCACACUGCAUCCUAGGAUGCUACAGCAUUUUCUAAGCAAUCAUCAUCACAGCUGAUUCAGUGCAGUGUGAUCAAUAUGGGAUGUCACACAGUGACAGCAUUUUAAGAUACAAGUAACAUUUAUGCCCUCUAACAAGUACACAUUUAAAUGAGACUGGACUCCAGUGGAAGAGAAUGAUGAAUCCACGUAGAACAUGUAGCGGAAUCCCGAUUGUCCCAAAUGUGAUCACUUAAUUGUAUUUCAAAAAAAAAUAUAAAAAAAUGGGGGGGGGGGAAAUCAGCACCCAAGGAAAUAGGAGAAGCUAGGGCUGCUCUUCACAUAGUGUAACAGGCACACAAGUGAAUGAGGAAGGAUCGUCUCCCGAAGGCUCACCAAAAUCCUAACAUUCCACCACAGGACUGGUGUUUCGUAAAAAGAAAAAAAAUAUUAUUUAGUUCUAAUGGUUUUUUCCCAGAUUGACAUUACAUUAGAGAGCAUGCCAGCAGAAUGCAAAAGGAAAAACUACUACCUGAAGUAGAGAAAAGCUUUAUUCAUAAUUACAAAAACAGGCUUUGAAAAUCUUGUAUGCCUGACUUUUUUUUUUGCAAAAGAAAAAGAAGAAGAAGAAGAGAGAGAGAUCUCCUUCCAGCAGUCUGGCAGAUGCUAAUAAAUCAAGGGUCCAAGGGCCCAAAUCUUAGGAGAAGGAAGUCCCACUGAUAGAUAUCUAAGGGGAAUGCAGCAGCAUCUCCUCUAGCUUGACGGUAAGCAUUUUUAGCUGGAGUUGAGCUACUCUCUCUAGCAAAGGGUGAGACCAAAGAAGAUCCAACUUUUCAGUCUUCACAGUUGUUCUGAAAUCCAACUGGAUAUGCAGUUGGUAAGGAAGCAGGAGCCAGUCCUCUGUGGAGCCACCAGCUAACCAAAACACUGCUGUCCGUUAGUAUUCAGUCCCUCCCACAAAAGCCACCAUCGUCCGACAUACCUUUAAAGUAGGCAACACUUCCACAACUGCAGGAAUGUCUGGAGAAAAGUCAGUGGAAUGAUCAAAAAAAGUAAAUUGGAAUGAAAGCAUAUCUGGUUUCGUAAUUUUUAGGGAUUCUCUGAUGGGAAUCAAAAGAAAAGUAACCCCUCCCCGCUAAAACCCAAACCCACCAACCUUUUUUUUGCAGCUCAGCUUAUAUAUACUUUUUUUAAAAAAGGAAGAAAAAUACUGGAAGAAACUAACUCUCAAGAUUAGUUUUAGGACUAACCUGUUGUGUUCUUGUUUCCUGGGACUGGAAGUGUCGGCUCUUCUCAUAAUCUCUUACAAUCUGUCUCUAGGGGUUAAUAGUUGAUUGGCACAAACAUUCUCCCUAGGGUGAAGCUAAUCCCUGCAGAGUUAAGGCUUUUCCCCAAAUCUGCACAUGCCAUGAUGCUAGCUAUCAUAGAAGGCCUGAUCUAUGUAAUCUCUGCACCACACCUCCCUG